AAGAAGCAGAAGAAGAAGUGGGAGGCUUCCCCCUGAAAGGACUCAUUGUAGGGAGGGAUGAUGAGCGUGUGUGUGGAGCCCCCUCCUCCUCCUCCUCCUCUAACUAGCUGGUCAGCAGCGGAGGGAUUAGUGAAGCCAGCUCACUUUACUCACUAUACUCACUAACAGACGAGUGAAUCAUGGUCGUCGUCAUAACUACCGGCUGGGAGUGGAGCCGAAAUUGUGCAAGAUACGGAUAACAGCGAAGAAAAGGUCCGUAAGUUUCCAGGUUGCUCCGUGAAAAUGCCUCACCAGAGGCUGCUGCUGCUGCUGCUGCUCGGACCCGACGCUUUAUUACACUGCUUCACUCACAUGUGCUUUAUGUUGAACACCAGGAUAUAACAAACCUGUUAAAAAGGCGACAAAAACCAAAAAAAGGACGUGCGGAUAUUUUCCUUUUUUUUUUGUGCGGAGAUUUCCCUCAACUAGAAGAAGAAGAAGAGAAAAGUUGUACUUGUUGGUCCACCAUGGGUAACGCAGGGAGCAUGGACCAGCACACUGAUCACAGAGGACACAACAUGCCUCUGAAACUACCCAUGCCAGAGCCAGGUGAACUGGAGGAGAGAUUUGCAACCGUUUUGAACUCGAUGAAUCUUCCUCCAGACAAAGCACGGCUGUUGCGGCAGUAUGACAACGAGAAGAAGUGGGAGCUCAUCUGCGAUCAGGAGCGAUUCCAAGUGAAAAACCCGCCUCACACGUACCUCCAAAAGCUGAGGAGUUAUCUAGACCCAGCAGUCACAAGAAAGAAAUUCAGACGGAGAGUUCAGGAGUCCACCCAAGUCCUGAGAGAACUGGAAAUUUCGUUACGGACCAAUCAUAUAGGGUGGGUGAGAGAGUUCUUAAAUGAAGAUAACAAAGGCCUGGACGUGCUGGUGGAGUAUCUUUCUUUUGCACAGUAUGCCGUCACGUUUGAUGGGGACUGUGUGGAGAACAACCCAGAGGCUGUUAUGGAUAAGUCGAAGCCCUGGAGCCGCUCUAUAGAAGACCUACAUGGAGGAGGCACCCUGCCGUCCUCCAUCACUGGGAACGGCAUCACACGCGCUGGUCGACAUUCAACGAUACGCUGCAACACACUGCCGAGCCGGAGAACUCUGAAAAAUUCCCGACUGGUCUGCAAGAAAGACGAUGUCCACGUCUGCAUCAUGUGCCUGCGUGCUAUCAUGAACUACCAGUAUGGCUUCAACAUGGUCAUGUCACACCCACAUGCUGUGAACGAAAUUGCACUAAGUCUCAACAAUAAAAACCCAAGAACUAAAGCUCUGGUCUUGGAGCUCCUGGCGGCAGUUUGUCUCGUGAGAGGAGGCCACGAAAUUAUUCUCUCUGCGUUCGACAACUUUAAGGAGGUGUGUGUGGAGACGCAGCGGUUUGAGAGGCUAAUGGAGUAUUUCAAGAACGAGGACAACAACAUCGAUUUUAUGGUGGCCUGCAUGCAGUUCAUCAACAUAGUCGUGCACUCAGUGGAGGACAUGAACUUCAGGGUUCACCUACAGUACGACUUCACCAAGCUGAGUCUGGACGACUACUUAGACAAACUAAAGCACACAGAGAGCGAUAAGCUGCAGGUUCAGAUCCAGGCCUACUUGGACAACGUGUUUGACGUGGGAGCCCUACUGGAGGAUGCAGAGACCAAAAACGCCGCCCUGGAGCGUGUGGAGGAGCUGGAGGAGAACAUGUCACAUAUAUCAGAGAAGCUGCAAGACACGGAGAACGAGGCCAUGUCCAAGAUCGUGGAGCUGGAGAAGCAGCUGAUGCAAAGGAACAAGGACCUUGAAUCAAUCAGGGAAGUCUACAAAGACACCAGCUCGCAGGUCCACUCACUGCGGCAGAUGUUGAAGGAGAAGGACGAGGCCAUCCAGCGAUCGAGUAAACUGGAGAAAAAGAUCCACGAACUGGAGAAACAAGGCACCAUCAAGAUCCACAAGAAGGGAGACGGAGACAUCUCCAUCCUGGCGUCACCACCCUCCGGUGUGGAGGGCAUGCCGGGUGUUAUGAUGGGAGGAAACGGUGCAGCUGUCAGUCCAAAUCAUGUGGGAGUCAUAGCGGGCACGCCGGGUCCACCGCCACCUCCUCCGGCCCCUCCUCUACCAGUGAACGGCACAUUGUCAAACGGACCAUCAUCAGCCAUUCCUGCAGCUGCAGCUCCACCACCUCCACCUCCACCGCCUCCCCCUCCACCUCCGCCUCCUCCCCCAGGGCCAGGCUUGCACAUCUCAGGACCUAUUCCUCCUCCGCCUCCUCCUGUAGCGCCCCCACUGCCCGGCUGUGGGACGCCCACUGUCAUCAUGAACUCUGGGUUAGCAGAGGGACCCAUCAAACUUUUCUCUGUUAAGAUCAAGAAACCCAUCAAGACAAAGUUCCGCAUGCCCGUCUUCAACUGGGUCGCCCUGAAACCAAACCAGAUCAACGGGACUGUCUUCAACGAGAUCGAUGAUGAGAGGAUACUCGAGGAUCUGAACGUGGACGAGUUCGAGGAGAUGUUUAAGACGAAAGCCCAGGGCCCGGCUAUCGACCUCAUCUCGAGCAAGCAAAAGAUCAUCCAGAAGGGGCCCAACAAGGUGACGCUGCUGGACUCCAACAGAGCGAAGAACCUGGCCAUCACGCUGAGGAAAGUGGGCAAGACUCCUGAGGAGAUCUCCAAGGCCAUUCAGAUCUUUGACCUGCGAACUAUGCCGGUGGACUUCGUGGAGUGUCUGAUGCGCUUCCAGCCCACAGAACAUGAGAUUAAAUCCAUGCGUCAGUUUGAGAAGGAGCGCAAGCCGCUGGAGAGCCUGACGGACGAGGACCGCUUCAUGAUGCAGUUCAGUAAAAUCGAGCGGCUCAUGCAGAAGAUGACCAUCAUGGCCUUCAUCGGCAACUUCUGCGAGAGCGUGCAGAUGCUCACACCGCAAAUCCAUGCAGUCAUCGCAGCAUCUGUGUCCAUCAAGUCGUCACAGAAGCUAAAGAAAAUUCUAGAGAUUAUCUUGGCACUCGGAAACUACAUGAACAGCAGCAAAAGAGGAGCGGUGUACGGAUUCAAGCUGCAGAGUUUAGACUUGCUGCUUGAUACCAAGUCGACGGACCGCAAGAUGACGUUGUUACACUACAUAGCCAAUGUGGUGAAGGAGAAAUACUCACAAGUUUCUCUCUUCUACAACGAGCUGCACUACGUGGAGAAAGCUGCAGCCGUGUCGUUGGACAACGUCCUGCUGGAUGUUAGGGAGCUGCAGAGAGGCAUGGAGCUGACCAAAAGAGAGUACAGCAUGCACGGACACAACACCAUGCUCAAAGACUUCAUCACGCACAAUGAGAGCAAGCUGAAGAAACUGCAGGAGGAUGCCAAGAUUGCACAGGACGCCUUUGACGAGGCAGUGAAGUUCUUCGGGGAGAACUCCAAAACGACGCCGCCCUCCGUCUUCUUCCCUGUGUUUGUGCGAUUUGUUAAGGCUUACAGGCAAGCAGAGGAGGACAACGAGCAUAAAAAGAGACAGGAGCAGAUUUUGAUGGAGAAACUUCUAGAGCAGGAGGCCUUGAUGGAGGAAAACCAGAAGUCUCCUCAUAAGACCAAGCGUCAGCAGCAAGAGCUGAUCCAGGAGCUCAGGAGGAAACAGGUGAAAGACAGCCGCCACGUCUACGAAGGCAAAGAUGGAGCGAUAGAGGACAUCAUCACGGUGCUGAAGACCGUGCCCUUUACCGCCCGCACGGCCAAGCGUGGCUCUCGGUUCUUCUGCGAGCCCGCCCUCAAUGAGGAGUACCAUUACUAAGCUUAUAGAAAUCUCUCUCUGCUCUAAGAUUUGAGGAAUCAGCCUUACAGGCGAGCAGACGCUGUGCGGCGGAGUGUCAGGAGACGUUUUGAUGAUCAGAACCUGCGGCCGAUGAACAACGGCGAAGUGGUCGUGUGAGAGAGGGAGCAGCGCAUGUGCUGGAGGAUUUUGAAGAUGGUGAGGAUGUGUAAAGAGAGGGAGAGACGGAAGGGUUGGACGCCGAGUGAAGGAAGUGAGUGUAGCAGCCAUAGAGAUGACUAUGUGUAUAUAUUACAUAAGAAUUAUUCCAUGUCUGUGGUAUAGUAGCAAAGCUUUUCACGAUGAAGGACUGGGGACAUGUACGGGACGGAAUUUUUAAAGUGUCGGAAAGGUUGAUUCAGAAAACCUUAGACAAGCCAAGUGCCUGAACUUUAUUUUUGUGGGCUUCUGUUCGUCUGAUGAUGACUGUUUUUAUAAUAUUCCCCACUUCAAGCAAUACAACUUGACCUGGCUUUAAUUGUAAGACGUGUAAAACUGGACUUGCGGUGGCCUUAAUAGCCACCUGAAGAGAUGCUUCCUUGGAGACAUAACGUAGAAUGUAUGGGACGCGUUUCCCUUUUAGCUGUUACAAGUAUUACAUCUUUUAGUGUUUUACUACUCGGUAGUAUCUCAGUACAUUCCGGUGCUCUUUUCCAUUCCUCCUUACUGUAGACCGUUACAGCUUGGGUCCUUGUUUUUUACUUCCUGUCAGCUGAUGUCAUAGGACAUACACUACAACAAGGAAGUAAACUGGGACGCAUUUGGACUGUUUACAACUGUGAAAUCAGAGAUAUAAAACAGUAGAUGCGACAUUACGUCAUAACUAAUGGGAUCUGCCAUCUCACCUGGGUAUUGUUUACAGUUGACACCUCCGGGCAGCGACUGCUUAUCAGCUGUUCAAUACCUAAUUGCUUCACCCAAAAGGACCAAAGAGACCAGGGAAGCUGGCGUCACUUUCCACACGUCAGUAUAGAGUAGAUGAGAGAUUUAUUUUUUUACUUAUGGGUCAACUACAAUUACAAAAAAGUUAGUGAACUAGGCAACUUUACAGUCAGUUACCAAGCAACACACCAGCUGAGUUCUAAGUCAAAGGUAUUGCUGAUUGCUGACUCAACAGCAUUGAUCUGUUAGCUAAACAGACAUUGUUUUAAUGUUAGGUAACUUUAUAACAAAGUUAUUAAUAUUACCCUAAGGACAUGGAGAAGCGCUCGUCCUAAAUCCCAUUUCAUAAUAUUUAAAGUAAAAUCCAGCAAGCCACAUUUAACCCCAAAUUAGCCGUCUUGAAUCAUGCAUCAUAUAUUAACAUCACUUGUUAACUGAAUACUGAAUCUAUUCAGGAUUUCUUCAUAAAAGAUAUUGCUUAAUGUAGUAUAUUAGCCAUACACAAUACCAAAUACAGUUCUUACUAGGACUAUCAAUCAAUUAAAAUAUUUAAUAUCUAGCUUUAAAACCGAGCCUGCUACAACCCCGUUGCGUUAAAGAAAUUAGUGGCGUUAAAACAAAUUUGCAUCAACGCGUUAGUGUCGCGUUAACUUUGACAGCCCUCGUUCUUACACAUUAAGUUCAGGCAAAAUUGAAAAAAUAAAAUCAAUAUGCAAUAUAAAUGCACAAUGAUGAGAUUAUCAUCAUGAUUGAAAGCAUGAUGUGUUCUCUUGGAGCUAUAAUAAUCAGAAUCUUAGUAUUUCUGGUUCAACACAGUUGUCUUACACUCAUUACUUUGAAUAAAAAACAGUAUUGGUGUAUUGGUAGACAACAUAAGCCUCCCUCACCAUACGUUCCAGUUACAGCAAGUUUAAAGCCGUACCCAGGUCAGAUGGCCAACAUGUGGGUCCAUCCUGGAAAGGCGAGUCAUUAGAACGCGUCACAUCUACUGUUUUAUAUCUCUGUGUUUGAAAUGGUCGAUACAAACGUGCUCAAACAUCUCAUGAGGUUUUCCUAAAAGGGCUGAUGAGCAGGCAUGAAGAAAGUGUGCAGAAAAGUAAUUAUAUUUGUACUAAAGUGAGUAAAAGGAUGAUGAAGAAUGAACGAAAAAGACAUUGAAAGCAUUUCAAAACAAGACCGGGCUAAUGUGAACUGUAUAUAUAUCAGGCCUUUUCAGAAUUUGUGACUUCAGUUAAUGCAUCAAGCCUGACUUUGUAGCUCUUAAUCCAUAGAAGUAAUCCGCCUGCUCACAUGAAACUACCGUCCAUUUAAAAUGUUGCAUUUCUGUAGCAGCACAGUCUGGUUUCUGGGAACAAAAUUACGAGUAAAGCGACAUAAAACACGUGAACUCGACUGGAUGGUCUCGUUGUCAAAACUGGAUAGAACUUUGCAUUUCAUCCGUCAACUUUCUUUUUUACAGAUUUAUUAUAUUCCAGGCGACUCUGUCUACUCACUUUAUUGUAAUUUUAAUGUAUAGUAUUUAACCACUGAAAGGAUUCCUUUAAGCUCAUGUUUUCAUCUAAUGUGUGUCCAUGCUCAUUUGGCAAAAACAAAGUACACAACACAAAAAAAAGUUUCCUAAAUGUACAGAUAUUUUGUUACAAACCAUGUUUUUUUUUUUUUUAAACGUACUUCACAUUACCAGAUGGUUAAUAUUGUACAUAUUGUUUAAACAAAAGUUUUCAUUGCCUUGUGCUAUACAACUUGAAUGUUAUUUUAACUUAUAGUUUUUUGUAUAUUUAAUUAAGCCAAAUGCAGCCAGGAUCUACAGUAGUGUGUUAAAUCAUAAAGUGUCACGGUUGUGAGGGUGUGUCACAGGCGCAGCAAAACCAGCUACAGAUACAUGCAACUGACUGGUACAUUUGAACAGAUUUAAAUAAAUCUAAUAAAAGUAGUUUCUAUUGGUUGAGCUGUGAUUGGCUGGUUUUGUGGCGUAGUGACGCACCUUCCUGUAAUCAUCUCCACUGAAGCACGUGCUGCCGUUCAUCUCCUUUUUUUCUCUCAACUUCACUGUCUGUAAUAGUAAUAUUUCUCUAACUGGAUAAUACUGGCAUGUUUUGUUUUUUUUACUUUCAACAGAAAAUGUAUUUUAGGCAGUUUGUGCUUAUUA
Sebastes umbrosus (honeycomb rockfish) is the source of this 6828-nucleotide messenger RNA. It is a transcript of the gene fmnl2a, whose product is annotated as formin-like 2a. Gene Ontology annotation, cellular component: cytosol. The record is from RefSeq and is a predicted model, not a curated record. The coding region runs from base 507 to 3779 and encodes 1090 amino acids. The transcript is spliced from 28 exons. Gene Ontology annotation, biological process: regulation of cell shape; cell migration; cortical actin cytoskeleton organization. NCBI's taxonomy places the organism in Eukaryota, Metazoa, Chordata, Actinopteri, Perciformes, Sebastidae. Gene Ontology annotation, molecular function: actin filament binding; small GTPase binding.